Molecule: messenger RNA, 2002 nt
Organism: Piliocolobus tephrosceles (Ugandan red Colobus)
Lineage: Eukaryota; Metazoa; Chordata; Mammalia; Primates; Cercopithecidae
Gene: SLC25A19
Product: solute carrier family 25 member 19
Exons: 8
Coding region: 568-1530 (320 amino acids)
Biological process (GO): transmembrane transport
Source: RefSeq, a predicted model, not a curated record
CCUCUACCUCCGUCCUUCUCGCAGUCCUCUCGGGGACCUGCACCCUCGCUCCGCAGGGCGGUAGGGAGGGAGCACACGCACCCGGGCGCUUACGAGGGGGCGGGGACUGUGUACACACGUGUCACACCUGACCCGAGAAGCAUCUCCAGGGACACCAGCGGCAGAGCCCCGCGCACGCCCUUGAGCACCUGAGCUCCAGGGCGUCCCCUCGGACUCGGGAAGAAAAAACACACCCCGAGGCACACGUGGACACCUAAGUACCCACGCGGGGACCUCUGCAGAGCUGCUCAGCUGAACCCUUGGGCACAUGGGCACCCGAACACCGGGAAGAGCCUGCUAUGCUCCGGUCUCCUCUUGACACCGAUCCAGGACACCUGCCGUUCGGGCUUGCUCCUCCUUCCUGGCCAGAUGGGCGGGAAACUGACAUUGCUCUGUGUGACCUGAGCGGUCCCUGGGAAAAAAGUACAUCUCCUGGAAAGGAUGCUUUUUAGCUGAGCUCUGGUGGAUGAGAGGAGCUAGCCUUGAAAAACUUGAUACUGAUGGACAUUGUGUGGGCCAGAGGCAGGGAUGGUUGGCUAUGACCCCAAACCAGAUGGCAGGAAUAACACCAAGUUCCAGGUGGCAGUGGCUGGGUCUGUGUCUGGACUUGUCACUCGGGCGCUGAUCAGUCCCUUCGACGUCAUCAAGAUCCGUUUCCAGCUUCAGCAUGAGCGCCUGUCUCGAAGUGACCCCAACGCAAAGUACCAUGGCAUCCUCCAGGCCUCUAGGCAGAUUCUGCAGGAGGAGGGGCUGACAGCUUUCUGGAAAGGACACAUCCCCGCUCAGAUUCUCUCCAUAGGCUAUGGAGCUGUCCAAUUCUUGUCGUUUGAAAUGCUGACGGAGCUGGUCCACAGAGGCAGCGUGUACGACGCCCGGCAAUUCUCAGUGCACUUUGUGUGUGGUGGCCUGGCUGCCUGUAUGGCCACCCUCACUGUGCACCCUGUGGAUGUUCUGCGCACCCGCUUUGCAGCUCAGGGUGAGCCCAAGGUCUAUGAUACGCUGCGCCACGCUGUGGGGACCAUGUAUAGGAGCGAGGGCCCCCAGGUUUUCUACAAAGGCUUGGCCCCCACCUUGAUCGCCAUCUUCCCCUACGCCGGGCUGCAGUUCUCCUGCUACAGCUCCUUGAAGCACCUGUACAAGUGGGCCAUGCCAGCCGAAGGAAAGAAAAAUGAGAACCUCCAAAACCUGCUUUGUGGCAGUGGAGCUGGUGUCAUCAGCAAGACCCUGACAUAUCCGCUGGACCUCUUCAAGAAGCGGCUACAGGUUGGAGGGUUCGAGCACGCCAGAGCUGCCUUUGGCCAGGUGCACAGAUACAAGGGCCUCAGGCACUGUGCCAAGCAGGUGCUGCAAAAGGAAGGUGCCCUGGGCUUCUUCAAGGGCCUGUCCCCCAGCUUGCUGAAGGCUGCCCUCUCCACAGGCUUCAUGUUCUUCUGGUAUGAAUUCUUCUGUAAUGUCUUCCACUGCAUGAACAGGACAGCCAGCCAGCGCUGAGCGCAGGAAGGACCCCAGGUCUGUCCUGGAGGCAGCCUCCCAAAGGAAGGAAGAUUCAGUCUCCACUGAGAGGUGCUCUCUGGCCCUUCCCUGCGGGCCAGCUGCCCCCAGCAGGGUGGCAGCCUUGAACCCACCUGGCUGGGACACCACCAGAAGGUCCAGGGCUCUCCCCAUGAGACAAUCAGAGGGAAUGAAGGACGUGGUCUACGGUGAACCAACGACACAGCGAGAAGGAGCAGGAAAUUGCUGUUUCUCCUCUGACCCCAGCCCACACUCCAAAAGAAAGAGAUGCCGUCCUACACCUGUCAGCCCUGUCUGCCCGGAGAACAGAGCGCUCCUGGUCUGGAUGGGGCUGCUGCUUGAGUGCAGAGGGCUGCAUUAGGCCCUUUGCAGGAGUCAGGUCCCCACACUCGGCCUGUUUUUCCCAACCUAUUUAAUAGACAUUAAAGCUAAACGCACAUUCCUUAUCUUA